Camellia sinensis is the source of this 982-nucleotide messenger RNA. RefSeq lists its product as uncharacterized. Gene Ontology annotation, biological process: cold acclimation; response to abscisic acid; response to water deprivation. Gene Ontology annotation, cellular component: cytosol. NCBI's taxonomy places the organism in Eukaryota, Viridiplantae, Streptophyta, Magnoliopsida, Ericales, Theaceae. The record is from RefSeq and is a predicted model, not a curated record.
CAUCAAUCUAUUCUCAUAUCAUUUCUUUUUCUCCUCUUCUAGUUCCCGUUUUGAAGACAAAAAAAUGGCACAUAACAGCAACCAAUAUGGGAACCCACCUCGCCAAACUGACGAGUAUGGGAACCCACCUCGCAAAACCGACGAAUUUGGUGACCCAGUUCGCCAAAUUGACGAGUACGGAAACCCGGUUCACCAUACUGGUACCAUGGGAGAUUAUGGUACCACUACCGGUACCACAGGCGUUCAUGGCACCCACACUGGCACUACGGGCACUUAUGGCACCGGCACUACUGGCACUUAUGGCACCGGGAUGGGUACCACCGGUACCACUGGUACCCAUGGUUUGAGCACUGGUACCGGAGGCCAUCAUCAGCAGCAUGCUGACGGAGGAGUGCUUCACCGCUCCGGCAGCAGCUCUAGCUCUUCAGAGGAUGAUGGUCAAGGAGGGAGGAGGAAGAAGAAAGGGCUGACACAGAAGAUAAAGGAGAAGCUGCCAGGUGGGCACAAAGACCAGACACCGCAGUACGGCAACACAACCACCACUCCAGGAGCAGCCACCACCGGUGGCUAUGGCUACGGAGGAGAGGACCAACAGCAGUACCCUGAAAAGAAAGGAAUGAUGGAGAAGAUCAAGGAGAAGCUUCCUGGCCACACCACCACUAAUAAAUAAAUACAAUUUUCAUGAUAUAUCAUAUAUGUAAAUUGCUUGUUUGUGGCCAGAGCGCCAGAGUCUACUAGUCUAGUUUAUGAUGUGUGUUUUGUGUGUUGUCAUAAAAGCGUUCUUCUUAUACAGACAAGUAACAAUGUAAUGUGUGUGUCGGUGUCGUCUUUAAUUAUAAUAAGCUCUCGUGCGGGUCUGUGGCUGCGCGUUUGUGCCUUUGCGCAUUUUAUAUUUAUGUUAUGUGCAAUGUAAUGUUAGUUCUUUCAAGUAUUAAUGAUAAAAUUGUAGUGGCCAAUGGCCAUUCUAAUGGUUUUGUGUUCA